AUGGCAGUGGCAACGCUGUCCCGUGUUCCGCAGCAUCGGCGCGAACUCAGCAAAGGCCAGCUGUCACACAAGCCAGACAUGGGCCCGGCCGUACCCUCACGAUGGAUGACGUUCUUCCUGGGACUACCCGAACCCGUGAGAGACUGCCUGUUUGAGCACCUCGAUUAUAUGACAUCCUGCAACCUGGCCAUGGUGUGCCGGUUCUUCGCCGACUCCGUCCAGCCCUGGAAAGCUGAUGUCGAGGAUAAAGUGGCCGCCGUGUUCCAGGCCGAAAGGUACUUCGCUCAGCACUUUCCUGGCACGAGCCACGACCGCGAGGACCCCAAGGCCGAGUCCCAGGGCAACUUUGGCUGCUUCCUCUGCCACCGCGUCCGGGGCCCUGAGCCACUUGACAGCGAGCCAGCCGGCCACGGCCCAUCAUCCACAGGUUUGGCCUGUGUCAGACGUUCAUCGCCAGGAGCCGCGCACGUACAGGGCCUGCGCGCCCGACAAGACGGGCGACCAGCUCACGACGAAGACGGGCCGCGAGCUGUGGGUUUGCUCAUGUCGCGAUCGGUGUCUCAGCUCGGUCAAGUCGAGUCGGCACACACCAAGCCGGGCGGUCGCGAGGCGGAGACAAGGUCGGCUGCAUGGGUGCUUGGCGUGAGCCGCGAUACCAUUGGUAGGAGGACGGUUCGACAGCAUGAUCCUUCGCUUCUGGCGAAUGAAAUGUGGUGGAAACGUCGCGACUUCGCCUUCAGCUCAUGCGAUCCUGCUUGCGUCUCUCCCACCUUCGAGCUGCUGCGCGGGACGUUGCCCAGCAGACUACAACGGCCGCGUCGCAAUGGAAUGGCCGAACCCAUCGGAGCCAUCAGCGGCGUAGCCGGCCUCAUCAUCUUCGCUACGAACCUUAGCGUCGGUAUCAGCCGCCGCAUCGACGCCGUCCGCGGGCUGCCGCGGACGCUGCAGGCGCUGUCGGCCGAUCUCAAGGGCUUCGUCUCCGUCCUCGGCACCCUGCAAGGCUAUCUCGACCACGAGGACACUAGGCAGGGCGUGCUCCAUCCGGGCACGGUCGACGAGCUGUCCGACGUGCUGGAGGACUGCAUCCAGGUCUUCACUGAGCUUAACCAGCAGUUGAACAAGGACUUGAACGGAUCCGGCGAGGCCUCGGCUGAUGCCAAGAUGAGCACGUGGCGGCGACUUCGGCUGUCUUUCCGGGACAAGGACUUUGAGGAGCUGAGGGCGAAGCUGGCGGCGCGAAAGCUGACGCUGACGGUCGCUGUGUCGGUCGCCAACUUCAUCAACACGUCUUCCCACGUGGGUAUGACGUGGCAGAUGCAGAGCGAUCUUCAGGUGAUGAAGGCCGAGGUGUCCGCCGUGCUGCAGCGGCUCGAAACCAUGCAGGCGAGCGAGUCUCUGCCGGGAGUCGCCAGCAUGGCCAGCACUUCACUGGGAUCCCAGGGCUUGUCGUUGAUGCGUAGAAGAAGCGGCAGCCACAAGAGAUCCAGUCGAGCGGGUUCGAGACAGGAGUACGCGUCGGAAGAGGUUGAGCGAAGACGGGACUGCUCCAGACCAGAUAUUCCAGGAGGUCUUGGCCGCACCGGUUUAGUCGGCAGCUGGGUCACAGCGAUCCAAGGUACUAAAUGGCCUUCGGUCAGCCGAGGGACAAUGGAGAGGCUGGCUGGUAACACAGGAGACGCCGAUAUGCUGGGGAACUCUGGCUUGAGCACGGAAGUGACAUGA
Verticillium alfalfae VaMs.102 is the source of this 1722-nucleotide messenger RNA. RefSeq lists its product with no specific name. The record is from RefSeq and is a predicted model, not a curated record. Bases 1 to 1722 code for a protein of 573 amino acids. NCBI's taxonomy places the organism in Eukaryota, Fungi, Ascomycota, Sordariomycetes, Glomerellales, Plectosphaerellaceae. The transcript is spliced from 6 exons.